CGCUGGUGUCGUUUGCGAACAUAACCUAACCUGAAAGUUUGGGAACUCCUCAGUCCUCAUAGCAUCAAUACACUUACAAUGAAAUUGCAUUCAGUAUAAGUAUGUACUAAAAAAGGAAGCGAAUGUUAACAUAGGCACACACACAAAAAAUUAUGACCUCAAUUAUAAAACUACAAGCUCUUUCGGGAGCUGUAGGCGAAUCACCUCCUUGCUACAUCUUAGAUGUGGACGAAGUGAGAAUCUUGUUAGACUGUGGCUGGGAUGAGAAAUUUGAUCAAGAUUUUAUGCGCGAAUUAAAACGGCACGUAAACACGAUCGAUGCUGUCCUCAUAUCGUAUCCGGACACAAUGCACUUGGGUGCUUUACCUUACUUAGUAGGGAAAUUGGGUUUAAAUUGUCCUAUCUACGCAACGAUUCCGGUUUACAAAAUGGGGCAGAUGUUUAUGUACGAUAACUAUCAAUCACAUCAUAAUAUGGAAGAUUUUGAUCUUUUCACUUUAGAUGAUGUAGAUGCAGCAUUUGAUAAAAUUAUCCAGCUUAAGUUUAAUCAGAGUGUCUCUUUAAAGGGAAAGGGUUACGGUCUCACUAUAACACCGUUACCUGCUGGUCAUAUGAUCGGAGGUACUAUUUGGAAGAUAAUGAAAGUUGGAGAAGAAGAUAUCAUUUAUGCUAAUGACUUCAAUCACAAGAAAGAGCGUCAUUUAAAUGGUUGCGAACUGGAAAAACUGCAAAGGCCCUCACUUUUUAUUGUUGAUGCUUUUAACGCUAAUUACCAACAGGCACGGCGGAGAGUAAGGGAUGAAAAACUUAUGACUAACAUAUUACAAACACUACGAAAUAACGGCAAUGUACUGGUCGCAGUGGAUACAGCUGGUAGAGUAUUAGAAUUAGCGCAUAUGUUGGAUCAGUUGUGGAGAAACAAAGAGUCAGGCCUUUUAGCUUACUCGCUGGCUUUACUAAACAACGUUAGCUACAAUGUCGUCGAGUUUGCCAAAUCACAAAUAGAGUGGAUGAGUGACAAAUUAAUGCGCAGCUUUGAAGGGGCUCGUAAUAAUCCGUUUCAAUUUAAACAUCUGCAGUUAUGCCACAGUAUGCAAGAGUUAUCGAAAGUGCCCAGUCCAAAGGUUGUAUUGGCCAGUUCUCCUGAUAUGGAGAGUGGAUUUUCCAGAGAACUAUUUUUGCAAUGGUGUUCGAAUAGUAAUAACAGUAUUAUUAUAACAACAAGAACCUCGCCUGGUACUCUUGCGCGUGAUUUAAUUGAUAACGGUGGCAACAGAGCGAUUGAUCUGGUUGUAAAAAGGCGAGUUAGAUUGGAAGGUUCAGAAUUGGAAGAGUACGAAAGAAGGGAAAGGGACAAGGAGGACUAUUAUGCUAAAGAUGAGGACGUAGAGUCAGAGUCAGAUGAUGAUAUCGAAAUGAGCAUAAUAUCAAAGGGCAGGCACGAUAUCGUAAUAAAACAGGAAGGCAAAGUAAGCACGAGUUUCUUUAAAGUAGCAAAAAAGCAAUAUCCCAUGUUUCCUUUUCGAGAAGAAAAAAUAAAAUUUGACGAGUAUGGGGAAAUAAUCAAACCAGAAGAUUAUAAAUUAGCAGAUGUGGUAGCGGAGGGAGAAGACAAUAAAGAAAACAUAGUUAUUAAAAAAGAAGAGGAAAUUGUACCUGAUGUAACGGAAUUCCCGUCAAAAUGCAUCAUACUAAAUCGUACUGUGCAAGUAAAUGCACAAGUGCAGUACAUUGAUUUUGAAGGAAGAUCAGAUGGAGAAUCUCUUCUGAAAAUCUUAUCGCAGUUAAGACCUCGAAGGGUUGUUGUCGUCAGAGGGUCUAUGGAGAGCACAGCGACAAUUGUCAAACACUGCGAAGAAAGUAUGACCUCAAGAGUGUUCGCCCCAGCUCAAGGGGAGAUAAUUGACGCUACUAGUGAAACCCAUAUCUACCAAGUACGUUUAACAGAUGCCUUAGUCUCCCAGCUCAAUUUUCAAAAAGGUAAGGAAAGCGAAUUGGCUUGGGUGGAUGCCCAAGUUAUGUUCCGAGAAGCACAACAUGACGCUAAACGAUUAAAUGUUGACAACGAACCAAUGGAUGAGGAUGAAGAGGAAACAAAAAUUCUGACGUUGGAACCAUUAUCGAGUGCAUCUCCCCCCUCCCAUGACACAGUGUUUAUCAAUGAACUAAAAUUGUCCGAAUUUAAGCAGGUGUUAUUAAAGGGAAAUAUAAACUCGGAAUUUUCAGGCGGAGUUCUAUGGUGCUCUAAUGGUACUAUAGCAAUUAGAAGGAUUGAAAAUGGAAAAAUUAUUUUAGAAGGAUGUAUCUCCGAAGAUUAUUACAAAGUAAGGGAACUUCUAUAUCAACAAUACGCUAUUUUAUAAGUGCAAACAAUUUUUUAAUACAAAUUUGUGGUUUUAAUUUUCAAUAAAAUUGAGUUUUAUUAAAGAA
Photinus pyralis (common eastern firefly) is the source of this 2430-nucleotide messenger RNA. RefSeq names its product probable cleavage and polyadenylation specificity factor subunit 2 (gene CPSF2). Gene Ontology annotation, molecular function: RNA binding. The transcript is spliced from 10 exons. Gene Ontology annotation, cellular component: mRNA cleavage and polyadenylation specificity factor complex. The record is from RefSeq and is a predicted model, not a curated record. Gene Ontology annotation, biological process: mRNA 3'-end processing by stem-loop binding and cleavage. The coding region runs from base 153 to 2363 and encodes 736 amino acids. NCBI's taxonomy places the organism in Eukaryota, Metazoa, Arthropoda, Insecta, Coleoptera, Lampyridae.